AUGGUCGUCGCCGCGCUCCCUGCCAACCUAUGCGACUCCGUGCAAGCUCCGCCGACCGCAGGCCCGGCAGUCGGCGUCCUCGCGCUGCAGGGCGGCUACCACGAGCACGCCGUCAUGCUCUCCCGACUCGGCUGCCGCGUGAGCGAGGUCCGGCAGGAGCGCGCUGGGCCAGAGCGGUCGCAAGCGGCGCCCGGUUCUCGCGUCGCAACGCUCGCUCCUCCGCUGUCGCAGGUGCCUCACCUCGAGGGUCUCGACGGCCUCGUCAUCCCGGGCGGCGAGAGCACGACGAUGGGCCACCUCGCCGAGCGGCUCGCGCUGCUCGAGCCGCUGCGCGCCUUCGUGGCGAGCGGGAGGCCGGUGCUCGGCACCUGCGCCGGCCUCAUCUUCCUCGCGGAUGAGGUCGUCGGCCAGAAGCAGGGCGGGCAGAAACUCGUCGGCGGAAUGGACCUGACGGUCGACUCGUUCGAGACCACGCUCGAGGCGGCCGACGUCGCGCCUGCCCGCCGCGUGCCGGCCGUCUUCAUCCGCGCGCCCGCCAUCCUGCGGACUGGAGGCGCGGUGAAGGUGCUCGCGCGCGUCCCGGUCGAGGGGAGGGAGGAUGCGCCCGUCGCCGUGCAGGACGGCAACUUGCUCGGCAUCGCCUUUCACCCCGAGCUCACCGCCGACGACUGCUGGCACGCCUACUUUGUGUCGCUGGUCAGGAAGGCCAGUCAUAGCCGCGUGAGCCGUGAGUUCGAAACGGAUAAAACAGUCGUCAGUCCCAAGUGCGUCCAUAAAAACCAACCUCGAGACCUCGAGAGCUUCGAGAAGCAGUGGUGCCUUUACCGCGGGACCUACGCCCGCCUCCUCUCGAUCGACUGCACCUCCGUAUCGACCAGCGAGCCUCGCAGGCCAGCCGUCGCCACCAACGUGUGGCACAUGAGCGACAUUAUCGGCGUCCACGACGGCGGGUGCUCGUCUCGGUGGCUGCAGCUGCUGCUGCCGCGGCGCUGCUGCGGCGUCGGCCCCGAGGCGCGGCUCCACAUACGAGCCGCCUCGCUGGAGCAGAAGGCUGCGCUUCUGGACGCCCUGCGCACAGCCGUCUCCUCGAGAGCGUCGCCCAACCGCUCGCCGCCGGCAGCCGCAGCCCCGUCGCCGCCCCCGACCGAGCGGUUUGGCCGACUCGCCGCCCGGUCGGCGAGCCUUCCGUCCAAGGACGGCGUCGAGGGGUGGGACGUGAUCCCCGCGCGUGCGGGCGAGAAGACGGUGGCACACACCACCUCGGAGCUGCAGGAGUGGCUGCGGCGGGAGCGGAAGAAUCGGCUCUUCAACGAGGCGAACGCGCGAGCCGCGCUCCGCGCCGGCCCAAGCGGCCAUGGUGCCGGCCCGUGCAUAGCCUAG
Messenger RNA from Emiliania huxleyi CCMP1516, 1380 nucleotides. RefSeq lists its product as hypothetical. NCBI's taxonomy places the organism in Eukaryota, Haptophyta, Isochrysidales, Noelaerhabdaceae. Gene Ontology annotation, cellular component: glutaminase complex; cytosol. Gene Ontology annotation, biological process: pyridoxal 5'-phosphate biosynthetic process; pyridoxine metabolic process. Bases 1 to 1380 code for a protein of 459 amino acids. The transcript has 7 exons. The record is from RefSeq and is a predicted model, not a curated record. Gene Ontology annotation, molecular function: glutaminase activity.